AUGAGAUCUGACGAUGAUUUGCCCGCGCGCAAUGCUCCUUUCCAUGAUCCGGAAACAACUUCAACGUAUUCAAUUUCACGUCAAGGAAGAGCGAAAAUGUUCCACGCCCUUCCAGAGCAGCUUAUCAAAGAUUGUCAGCGUCAAUGGUCGGAUAGCUUAACCAGGUUUCGAAAAUACCACGAAGCCACUACUGCUAAUAGUGUAUCAGGAGCAACUGAGAUUCCUGUUCCCUCCAUGAAGACAGUCGCCAGAACACCACGUCCAAGCGAAUCGAAUGUAGGGACCUGCACAAAGUUAUCUGAUCGCGAUGUUUCCUUUUCUUUGGCACCAAGGAACGGAAUGCUCAAGAUAAGUGUAGAUGCAAUGACGGAAUUCAUUUGUGACUAUGCUAAUCGUUGGUACUCUACUCUUCCAUCUAGUGAUCCAAGCAGAGUAACACCUAAUAGACAUCUUCCUGGAACUAUUCCCAUGUUUGCCUAUUGGUCUACUGACUUCCAUGAAGUCAUGGAGCAAGGAGAAAGGCAUGCUGCAGCGGAACUUACCAAGAGGUUUUCGCGAGAAGAAUUUUGGCAGUUGCGCUAUUUUUUCUUCCUUAUUCAAACCGGCUCAGAAGAACGCGACCUAUUUGGACAUAUAGCUGUCUGUGCUAUCUCUCCAGAAGCCAAGACGAUUGAUUAUCUCUGUAGCGCCGACGACGACGGUCUAAUUCGUGGUAGAGGUGCUCAAUGUGUUGAAAACUUCCUUGCUAUGCUUACAAUAUAUCUUGGAGACGAGCCACCAUUGAGUCAAAGAUUCAAUCCAUGCGAUUGGAAACUCCGAACCGGCCGAAGCGAGUUACAAGACGGGGGGAACCUGACUGCGGCGUAUACACAACACGGUCAAGAAAUGCAGAACGGUCGAAUUCGUAUCUGCAGUACUCUCCACGUUAGUGGUUUCAGAGGUUACAAUCCCGCUAAAGGUGCUGACAACGCAUUUUACUACCCUCUGAAUAACCUUUCGCCCCCUGAUUCUUUAAUUGAUAGUUUUGUUCGAAUCCUCCAUUUUCCUGGACUCAUGAUCAAUGAAACUCUCACAGCAGAAGUCCGCCGUCGCUCACCAAUGUACUAUGGCUGUCCUAACAAAGAAACGCUAUAUGCCCAUUGUGAUCGAAACAAACGAUUCUACCCGAACUUUGACAAAAUAGGAAUCAGCGGGCGUCUCAUUACGUUUGCCAAAUUACUGUCUUGGGUCGAACGUUAUGAUCUUGCGAGAGAGAGGGAUGUGGCGCCGUUCCCAAAGCCUUAUCUACAUAACGGUUCCAACGGGAGCAAAGAUUGGAUUCCACCUAGUGCUCACUGGCCGACUCCAAGACUUUGGUAA
Botrytis byssoidea is the source of this 1359-nucleotide messenger RNA. RefSeq lists its product as uncharacterized. The coding region runs from base 1 to 1359 and encodes 452 amino acids. Lineage: Eukaryota; Fungi; Ascomycota; Leotiomycetes; Helotiales; Sclerotiniaceae. The record is from RefSeq and is a predicted model, not a curated record. The transcript is spliced from 2 exons.